Budorcas taxicolor (takin) is the source of this 552-nucleotide messenger RNA. It is a transcript of the gene MBD3L1, whose product is annotated as methyl-CpG binding domain protein 3 like 1. The coding region runs from base 1 to 552 and encodes 183 amino acids. Lineage: Eukaryota; Metazoa; Chordata; Mammalia; Artiodactyla; Bovidae. The transcript has a single exon. The record is from RefSeq and is a predicted model, not a curated record.
AUGGUGAAGACUUCACAGAGGAAGCAUUGUGACUGUGGAAAACUAUCCAAACCAAAGCCUGGUUUAAACAUCUCAAUCCCUUUGAGGAUGUCCAGUUAUAUAUUCAAGAGACCAGUGACUAGGAUCACAUCCCAUCCCAGCAAUGAGGUCAGAUGUUAUCCCUGGGAGGAAACCUUGGACAAUCCCCAACAGCUAUACUGGCAGAAGAGACUGCAAGGACUCCAGGCUUGCAGCAGUGCAGGAGAACUGUUAAGUCCUCUGGAUCUAGCCAAAGCCUUGCAAAAAUUUGCACCACAUUGCCCAGGUGAGUCCCUGCCAGGGGUACAUACAGGUGGUCCAAACUCCACCCCCAUGGCCACCCCUGUGUGGUCUUCAGAUUUGUCACAGACCAUUCCAGGAGCUGGGUCUGGCACCCCACAGCUCCUCUGCAAACAGUGUCUGGUAACUGAGGAGGAUAUCAGGAAUCAGGAAAGGAGAGUGAAGACAGCAAGAGAGAGACUGGCAAUAGCGAUGGUCGCUGACAGACUGGCUGGCGAGGCAGAGAAAGUGUAG